AUGGAAACAGAUGAGACGGAUACAAAAAGUAGAUUUGAUUACAACAUUGAAGAUUCAUAUUCUGCGAUAAAUAGUUCAAUUUUGGAAUAUUACAAAAAGUUUGGUAGAAAAAGGGACUUAGAACAAUUUUUUUCCUUAUCAACAACACAGAGUGAUAUAAAAGACCCUUCUAGUAUAUUCUGGAGAAGAAUGAAGUCACAGUAUGAUUCUUCUGACUCGGGAGAUAAUAAGAAAAGUGAAUCUUCUACGGAACUAUGUAGGAUUACUGUCAAGUGUUCAAUUCCUGAACCUAGUUCUUCAAAGGAAGAAAAUCCAAGGACAAAGAUUGAUUCAGUUUCCCCUCCCAUAAUAAGUGAAGAAGCAGCGACACAACAGUGUCAGAGUUCUGACAAUGAGUCUGAUAAAUCAAAUGAUGCUCAGUCUCAGAAAUCCCAUGAUUGCACCCUUGAUACCUCUAUGAAUAAACCCAUUUCACCGACAAGUAGUAUAACAUCGCAGCGCAAGCUUGAAUGGGACUCCUUAGCUGAUGUUGGCUACGCUAAUGAAAGUGAUAGAAAGAAUUCAGCUUCCAGUCUAAGUACUCUCGAGAGAAUGGCUUUGCAACAACAAUACUCUAAUGAAACAAAACACAAUUCAGACCUGGGGCCACCAACUGCGCAAUCGACCCCAGUUGAUGUUAAUGAUGUUAAAAUGAAAAGUAAGAAGACCGAUUCAAAAAAAACUACAAAGAUAUAUAAAAAGGACAUUGAUUUAUUUGAACUGAAUGUACCACAAAUUUCUGAAUAUAUGAAGCCUAUAAAUGUUAACUUGACGAAACAUAUAUUGUUUAAUGUUGAGAAAGAUGGUGGUGUGUCCGUUGAGAAUAUGUCAAAAAGCGUUAGUUUGAGCCCUGAAAAAGUUUCUGUUGAAACUGCAAUAACACCACAGGUCAAAAUGGAUAAAGAAAUCCAAACCACUUUGGUCAAAACUAAAGACCGCACUGUACAGCCUGAACAAAGUGAAUCUGUUAAAAAGAUUCCAGUGUUAAUCAGUGUAAAUACUUUAAAGAAAAGAGUUAGGAGGAAAAAAGUAAGGAAAAUAAGAAGACAGAAUAGUAGAAAACAAAGUGUCAUUGACAAAGAAAACAUUCCAGAAAAACAUACUGAACAAGUUUCUGAUGCAGAGAGUUUUGAAUAUAUGCCAGGACAUAUUUAUAAUCAGAAUCAGUUACAAAUUGACAAGGAUGCAGUAAAUCCAUCCGGGAACAAAUCUAGCUUAGAAUCGAGUGCCGGUUUGACUACAGAUUCAAGCAAAACAUCAAAGUAUUCAUUUACCAAAGACUUAGAAAAGGGAAUAGACAUGCUUAAGAACACAUUGGAUUAUAAAUGUGACGACCCUAAUUUAAAGAAGAAACUAAUCAGAGAUGUUGUUGAAAAAUUGAUUAAAUCUAAAUACAGAGAUGAUGAAACUUCCACUGAAUUUCUGUCAGGACUUACUUUUGAAAGCAAAAAAUUAGAUUUGUAUAAUCAACACACUACAACAAGCACAUCUGAGAAUGAUACUAUGAAAAGAGGUAAAUUACUGAAACCCAAGAAGUCCAUUUUACGUAUUGAUAAAUUCAAUUCAGGACCUGUAGCUUCCACUUCCCAAAGUGUUCCUAAUCUACAUACAGUUAUCAAUCAAGAGAAACCUAUUGCACCUAAGAUUGGACGAAUACAACUAUCUCAUACCGAUUCAGAUAUUUCAAAUAAAAAUAAGAUCACUUCUGACACUGGUAUUGAUAAAAUAUCUUCAGAACAAUUAUACCAAAAAUAUCUUGAAGCUUUACAGAGAGAACAAGCUUACAAAAGACAUCUUAAAGAUAAGGAAAUAUUUCUAAAACAGAAGUUAGCAAGUUCUGAUAUUGCUUUUGAUGCUGUAAGACAUGCUGAAACUAAAACACAAAACAGAAUAAAGGAUCUCAUGAAAGACUUGAUAAGAAAUAACUAUGAUGAUGGAUCUGGAGAUGCAAGUAGAUUGGAAGGUGGUUCAGGUUCUAACCUUAAUAUCGAAAGAUACAAUAGUGCUAGACGGCAAAGAAGUCAUUCUGUUUUCACACUUUCUUCUGGUACUUCAGACAAUCAUUACAAACAAACAAAAUUAACUAAAUGCACCCAAGAAGCUGAUGCCUUAAAAACAAAUUUGGCUAAAACAGAUAACCACUAUUGCUGCUGUCCUUAUCACAAAGUACAUCCAAAAAUUGGUGUCGUAGAUAGUUCAGUUCAGGUUAAUUUAAACUGUUGUAAGGAUAAUUCUCCUGUUAGAUCACAAACCUGUUCCACGUCAUGUGCGCCGGUCCAUCAAUCAGGUCCCCAUAAAUGUGAAAAAUGUAAUACUAUUUACAAAACUCAUAAAUUACCUAAAUGCGUACCCGAAGACAGGGAAGAAAUAAAAUACGUGUGUUUGUGCACAGAGGACACAGUCUCAAAAAAUGAAAUGCCCGAAAAUAUAUUAAUUUACAAGUGUUCGCGUCUGAAUAAUAAAGGAUUAAAAAUGGAUACAGUUUUAAAAGCAUCUACUGCAGUUAGUACCCCUUCUAGCAAUUCGACAUCGCCUCGGAAAAUAUCUACAUUCGGAAGUCAAGAUUGUGAGAGGAAAUGUUUGGUUAUAAAGGAUAGUAAUUGUUGUAAUAUUCAAACAAAAUCAUCACAAACUGAUCUCGAUUUACGGCUUGCGUUACGAAAUCGAACAAGUGAACAAUCAACACAAUCAUCGACUUCUGAAGAUAGAAAUGGCAAGUUUUCACUUUGUGGCAAAAAACCUAGUAUAUUUGUUCAUGAAGCUACAAGAGUUGUUCAGACCGAAAUCAGCAUAGAUCCAAAGAUGUCUGAUCCAUCAAUAUCUGAUAUUAAUAUCGUUAAUGACGAAUGUUGCGUUCAGUUGAUUAGCGAGAGAUUUAAAGAAAUUACGAAAAAUUCUUCUUGCAAUCAGGUCAAUAAAUGUUCGGAAGGACCCUUACGAAUGGAAGAAAGAGAACCUGUAAAGAAGGUUUCUGCAAAUACUAAAGAGACUUCGACAAACACUGUUGAAAAAUUCGAUAAAGAAAUACAAUCGAGUCCAGAUUUACCAAACACUCCUAUAACUAAAGCUAACGAUAGACAAGGUGAAAAUAAUUAUACUAUACCUAUUCAAGGCACGAACAUGAUGCUUAAAGUGUGUUUAGGCUCUGAAAACAAAGGAAUAAACAAGGAUUUCGACAGAAACCUGUCGAAAAAGUCUGAGGUAGAGUCCUCUUCAAAGGGGACUGAAACGGUAAAGAAUGACGUUGUUGAAAAUUUCACAUCAUUAAGGGAAGACUGUUCGAAAGCCGUACAAUGCAAUGAUACCAAUAUAUUUAAAAACUUUUAUAAAAAACCUGAAUCUUCAUGUGUUCAAUCCAGUAGGUGUCAAGACAAAACCCCAGCAGAUAUCGUAGACUCUGAACUAAAUAAUAAAGCUCAUUGUAAACUCACUACAAAACCUACUUGUGAAAAAAUUGUUUUUACUGAUAAUAAAUGCAAUACAUUCCCGAAAAACGGCCGAAGCAACGUACAGAAACCUCUUCUCCGUUCAAAUACUGAUACGGGGAAAAUGGAAAAAUGUUGUCGCGUGACAUUUAACAAAAAAGCCACCAAAGAUGACGGGGUACAACCAGACCCAGAAAUUUUAACUAAGAAGCAACCGCCAAAAGGUGUUUGUAACGAAAAAUGCCAAGAAAAGUAUGAUUCCUGCUGUUCCGACAAAUCUUUGAAAUCCAUUGAUGUGAGUUCUAAAAGCAAAUGUAGUUCUGAUUUAGAUGAACUAUCUCAAUUAAAACCAUGCACAAGUGAGUCUGAUGACAAUAUAAACAAAUGCAUAUCCAGGGAUCCAUUGAUAGAAAUGAUUCAAGACAUAACAAAGCGAUAUUCAAAGAAAGAUUAUGAAAAAGGUAAAAGAAACAAAUGCUUUAAGGAAAUCAUCACAGUUCUCAACUAUUUUCUCGAUACAGAAGAGAGUACGGAUCAAGAUAUAUAUAAAGCUUCUUGUUGUACUGGUGAUGAAAAUGAAGGUCAUGAGAAAAAAAAGACUAAUAGUGAAUGCUGUGGAUCCGUUCCAAGCAAGACUUUUGUAGACAAAAGUGUUCAAUUAUCAGCAAAAAAAUCUAAAACUAAACAGUGUACUGAAUCAUCUGAUCUGCCGCUCUCGAGUGAUCUACCUAGCACUUCAUCCGACUCGGCUACUUGCAAAGUGUUAAAUAAAAUCAAAAGAGAGUGUGAGAAAUACCAUCAAAAACGAUGCAAAUCUUACAACGGUGUGAAAAAAUGUGACGCAUCAAGCAGUACUUCGGUAAACUGUAAUCAAUGCAGAAAGGUUCAUCACUGUUCUUGUCGGCAGCACAAGUGUAAAAAUCACAAAACCAAAACUCCUGUUGAGAAGACAAAAAGGAAUUGUAUAGCUUACAACUUGAUCAUACAAACAUCUGACAGCAUGAUCAGCGAGGAAGUUACCUGCGGAUACAAAGAGCGACAGUUACAGAAUAUUAUAGUAAAAGUACCUUCAAAACGAAAAGAAGAAGAUAUACCUUUUAAGGAAAUGUCUAGAAAGAUUGAAAAAAAGAUGAGAAACUGUAGUCCUCGCUGUGGUAAGAACUAUCGAUCGAAGAGUUGUCCAAAUGAGAGUGAAAUAUCAAGUACUGAUGAAUUUUUAAAAAGGGCUCGUGAGUUGACCGUUAGAGAAUACUUGGAACAAAAUCGACCAGACUUUGUUGAGAAGAGUUCAAAACGACAACAUUGCUUGAAAUUGAUUAAUGAAUCGCGAGCAAAUGAACGAAAUACCAAACGGAAAUUGCUGUCAUUGCAACUGGACAAGCAACAGACUCUAAACAGUCUCACAAAUGCAGAAUUACAAAACCUGGCUAGAGAAUUAGGCCAUGAGCUUAGAAGGAAAAAAGUGGCUCCAAAAUUCAUAAAUGAACGUGAAAUGAAAAAACAUUCUGAAAAAAUUUACAAGUCUCUACCCGAAGUCAUGCGGCAAAAAGAAGAGAUGAAAAAGGAAAAUAUUAAAAAAACUAACUUAUUAAUGGCCAGUUUAUUUAAAAAGAAUCUACAGAAGAAAACACUCAGUGGUGAUGUCAAUUUAUCCAACUACAACACAGUCAUAAAGAUAUGA
This is a messenger RNA of Danaus chrysippus (African queen), 5145 nucleotides long. The record is from the annotation of a GenBank genome assembly. Lineage: Eukaryota; Metazoa; Arthropoda; Insecta; Lepidoptera; Nymphalidae.